Molecule: messenger RNA, 3480 nt
Organism: Cynara cardunculus var. scolymus (artichoke)
Lineage: Eukaryota; Viridiplantae; Streptophyta; Magnoliopsida; Asterales; Asteraceae
Product: probable LRR receptor-like serine/threonine-protein kinase At1g06840
Exons: 21
Coding region: 403-3279 (958 amino acids)
Biological process (GO): protein phosphorylation
Molecular function (GO): ATP binding; protein kinase activity; protein binding
Source: RefSeq, a predicted model, not a curated record
UUCUAUUUCUAGAUGGUGUGAACACUCUGACAUUUUUGGGUAUCUUCUUUCUUGGAUGUUUGACUACCGCAGGUUAUUCAAAGAUUGGGUUAUCAUAAUUUAAUUAUUGCCCCCUUUUAAUUAUUGGGUUCUGAUUUUUUUCAACAGAUUGAUUAUCUGAUUGUGUGAGUUAAACGUGCUGGGGUUUGUUUUUAUCUUUGACUUUAGCUUCAUGAACUCAAAUACAUAAAUUUUUAUCUGGGAAGCUGAAAGGUUUGAAGUAUUACAUCGACUUGAAGAUUUUAUUUUGGGGAUUUCUUCAUAAAUUGUCUGAUUGACAUCCACUUGUGUUUCUUUAUCCAAUUAUCUGAAGUGACUUCCAAGUUGACUUUGGAAAGCAUUUGAUUCAGAUAUAAUUUCAAGAUGCUUGGAUUCAACUUCAAAUCAUGUGCAAGAUUGAAGAUGAUGGGGUUCAAGUUCAAGUUCAAAUCAUGUGGAUGUGUUUUUGCUUUGAUGAUUCAUUGCUUGAUGAUGAUUGCAGUUGCAAAAGUUACUGAUCCUUCUGAAGUUUCUGCAUUGCUCGCGGUCAGAAAUAGUUUAGUUGAUCCAAUGAAUUAUCUUAGUAAUUGGAAUAAAGGGGAUCCGUGUACAUCAAACUGGACUGGAGUUUCAUGCGUUCAUAAAAACAACGUUGAUAGAUACUGGCAUGUUCAAGAAAUCCAACUACUAAACUUGAAUCUUUCAGGAAGUUUAGCACCUGGGCUUGGUGAAUUUUCUCAUCUGAGAAUUUUAGAUUUCAUGUGGGAUAACUUGAGUGGUAGUAUACCCAAGGAGAUUGGAAACAUUUCAUCUUUGGUACUCUUGCUUUUGAAUGGCAACAAAUUAACAGGCAGUUUACCCGUUGAGCUUGGAUAUCUUAGAAACUUAAAUAGAUUCCAAAUAGAUGAGAACCAGAUAUCAGGACCGAUUCCCAAAUCGUUUUCGAACUUGAAUAGUAUUAAACAUAUCCAUUUUAACAAUAACUCGUUAAGUGGUCAGAUUCCUUCAGAACUUUCCAACUUAUCUACUCUAAUGCACUUGCUUCUAGACAACAACAACUUAUCUGGGUAUCUUCCACCAGAAUUCGGGAAUUUUCAAAACAUGCGGAUCCUUCAACUUGAUAACAAUCACUUCGAUGGCCCAAUUCCUGCUUCAUAUGGAAAUCUAUCAGGAAUAAUCAAAUUAAGCCUUAGAAACUGUAGUUUGCAAGGAGCUCUACCUGAUCUUAGCAGAAUACCACAUCUCAGCUAUAUAGAUCUCAGCAGGAAUAGGCUCACUGGAUCCAUACCUUUAAACAAGCUUUCAGACAAUAUGAUAACUAUUGAUCUGGCAUACAAUCAGCUAAAUGGAUCUAUUCCCGAAACUUUAUCAGUUCUUCCUUCCCUUCAAAAACUGUCGUUGAAGAACAAUUCUCUGUACGGUUCCAUCUCUGCUGAGCUAUGGCAGAACAAGUCACUUACUGCAGCCUCGAAACUUGUACUAGAUCUCCGAAAUAAUUUAUUUUCAGACGUCAAUGGAGAUUUGAACCCACCGGUAAACGCUAGCCUAAGGCUACAGGGAAACCCUAUUUGUCGAAAUUCAAGCAUACAAAACAAAGAUCAGUUUUGUGGACCUAAAGAUGAUGGAGAUUAUACGCGUGCCAUUUCAGAAAAUGCAACUGGCUGUCCAAUUCAAGCGUGUCCCACCGACAAUUACUUUGAGUAUGUUCCGGGGUCUCCGGUCCCAUGUUUUUGUGCUUCACCUCUUAGGGUCGGGUAUCGUCUGAAAAGUCCGAGUUUUUCUUUUUUUGCACCCUAUCAAGAAGAAUUCGAGAUGUAUGUCACUAGUUCUCUUGAUUUGGACUUUUAUCAACUAUUCAUCGAGACAAUUAGAUGGGAAAAGGGGCCUCGUUUGAGGAUGUAUCUGAAACUUUUCCCUAAGGCUGGCACCAAGCAUUCGAGCACGUUCAGUAGAAGUGACGUUAUGCGAAUUAGAGGCAUUUUUACGACAUGGGUAUUUCCCGGAAGCGACUUGUUUGGACCAUAUGAGCUUCUGAAUUUCACUCUUCUCGGACCUUAUUCACAUAUGAAUUUUGGAACCGAGGGAAGAGGUAUAAGCAAAGGCGUUUUAGCAACUGCUGUAGUUGUAGCAGUUGUUUGUGCUAUAGCAAUCUCUUCGAUACUAACCGUUGUGAUCAAGAAACGACACGAGAGAUACAAGCACACAUCAUCAAGAAAAUCUUUACUCUCAAAACUUUCCAUCAAAAUGGAUGGUGUUAAAAGCUUCACCUUUCGAGAAAUGGCAAUUGCAACGCAAAACUUUUGUGACUCGACUCUUGUUGGCCGAGGGGGUUACGGGAAGGUUUACAAAGGAACGUUAUGGGAUAACAACAUGGUAGCCAUAAAACGCGCAGAAGAAGGAUCGUUACAGGGUGAAAAGGAGUUUUUGACAGAAAUUGAGAUGUUGUCGAGAUUACAUCACCGAAAUCUAGUCUCGCUUCUUGGAUACUGUGACGAGGAACAGGAGCAGAUGCUGGUUUAUGAGUUCAUGCCUCGGGGAACAUUGCGUGAUUGGCUUAACGCCAAAUCCGGAGAAUCGUUGAGCUUCAAAAGGAGGUUACUUGUGGUGUUGGAUUCAGCCAGAGGCAUACUUUAUCUUCACACUGAAGCAAACCCACCGAUAUUCCAUCGCGAUAUCAAAUCGAGCAACAUUCUUCUGGACUCCAAACUCACAGCCAAAGUUGCUGAUUUUGGUCUCUCGAGGCUUGCACCGAUCUUGGAUGACAAUGGAGUGGGUCCUAACUACGUAUCCACGCUUGUUAGGGGAACGCCCGGUUACCUCGAUCCGGAAUACUUAUUGACCAAUAAGCUAACAGACAAGAGCGACGUUUAUAGCCUUGGGGUCGUACUUUUGGAGAUCUUGACCGGUUUGAAGCCGAUAUCGCAUGGCAAAAACAUCGUCCGUGAGGUGAAAGUAGCUCAUCAAACAGGCACAAUGUUCUCAAUCGUAGACAACCGAAUGGGUUCGUACCCUUCCGAAUGUAUCGAAAAGUUUGCAUUGUUGGCUUUAUGGUGUUGCAAAGAUAAGCCGGAGAAACGACCAUCGAUGUUAGAUGUGGUUAGGGAGCUGGAACACAUACUAGAAAAGAUGCCGGAGACCGGAGACGAGUUGUUAGAACCGGAGUCAAAAUCGUUCAUGGAAUUGUCGUCGUUGGAUAGCUCGUCGAACAUUCCGGGAAGCAAUCUUACAAGCGGUGGUAAUCCCAUUGUAUAUCCGCGUUGAUACGGCAAACUUUUGCAGAUGAAAUGUAAUAGGAGUUGUAUAUGUGUAUAGAAAAGCAUGACGGACGUCCGGGAAAAAGACAGUUUGUUGUACAUUACAACCUGAUAGAGAAUUUUUUUUAAUAAGUUGUCUUCUAUUUAAAAAAAUACACUAUUUGUAAUUGGAGAUUUACUUGAAUAAAUGAAGAUGCAAGGUUAAGUA